AGCCUAAGUGUCACUGAAAUCAGAUUGAGCCCACACUGUGUUCAGACUAAGCCCCUUGCCUGAGCCCACUCUGCUGCUGGUCGCUGCCUAACCCUCAGGUCACAUGCUACUCCACCAUCCGUGCCAAGGAUGUUCAGAUUAUUCAGCAUCCCAUUGGUUUCUAGAAGGUCACAUGACUCUUAGUGCCAGGCGGUGGUGCGCUGCUUUUAAGCUGCCGCGCACCAGUCAGGCAGGCACAGAGGGGUCGUCUCUGUGUCGAGGCUCGUCCAAUGCCCAUCCUUCAGCGGCGGGUCAACACCACCCUCCACCCGGGCCCCUGCCCAUGCCUCUAACACCACCUGCUGAGCCUGGUAACCUUUUUAUUCCACUUUCCUCUGCCCUAACCUCUUCCCAAAUCUUUUUUUUUUUUAUCGUUUUAUGAAAUAUUCAUUUGAAUUUUUUUUUUUUUUUAAAGGGUGAUAGUGGAAAUAAUGAAGUGACAAUGGAUUAGUGCAGGAAAAGAUUUCUUAAUCAGUUUAUGUUUACAUCUUACAUUUCACCUUCUCUCACUAUGGAGCGUGAGGUUUGGUGAACAGUGAUUUGUAAGUCAAGGACAGAACUGGAAGCAAAAAUGAACUGGGCAUCCUUUUAUGCCGUGCUCAGCGGCAUAAACAGGCAUUCUACCGGCAUUGGCCGCAUCUGGCUCUCUGUCCUCUUCAUCUUCCGUCUCCUGGUGCUGGUGGUGGCGGCUGAGAGCGUGUGGGGCGACGAGAAGGCCCACUUCAUCUGCAACACGCAGCAGCCCGGCUGCAACAGCGUCUGCUAUGACCACUUCUUCCCUAUCUCACACAUCCGCCUGUGGGCACUGCAGCUCAUCCUGGUGUCCACCCCGGCCCUUCUGGUGGCCAUGCACAUCGCGCACAGACGCCACAUCGACAAGCGGCUGUACCGGCAGGCUGGACGCUCGAGCCCCAAGGACCUUGAACUAAUCAAGACCCAGAAGAUGAAGAUCACGGGCGCCCUGUGGUGGACCUACAUCAUCAGCUUGAUUUUCCGGGUGCUAUUUGAGUCGGCCUUCAUGUACCUGUUCUACAUGAUCUAUCCUGGUUACAAGAUGUUCCGGUUAGUGAAGUGCGACUCGUACCCCUGUCCCAACACGGUGGACUGCUUCGUCUCGCGGCCGACCGAGAAGACGGUGUUCACGGUCUUCAUGCUGACCGUCUCCGGCAUCUGUAUUCUGCUCAACAUCGCUGAGGCCAUGUACCUGGUAGCACGAGCCUACAGCAGACAUUUUAACAAUGCUAAAGACUCACCUAUUGGAGCCUGGAUCACUCAGAAACUGUGUUCCUUUUAAUAUGCCUUGUUAGAUUUGCUUAAGUCACUAAAGUGGAAGAAGUACAUUAGGGUUAAUAGGAUCACUCCUUGGCAGUUGUAAUCUGGGUCCAGUGACAACCACCUAAUUCCGAGCCAGUGUUGUUUCUUCCAAGGUUUUUCCAUCGUACCAGCGCACAUGAAGGGGCAUCUGUGCAAGACUACAUCUGUA
This is a messenger RNA of Clupea harengus (Atlantic herring), 1522 nucleotides long. It is a transcript of the gene gjb1a, whose product is annotated as gap junction protein beta 1a. Gene Ontology annotation, cellular component: connexin complex. NCBI's taxonomy places the organism in Eukaryota, Metazoa, Chordata, Actinopteri, Clupeiformes, Clupeidae. Gene Ontology annotation, molecular function: gap junction channel activity. Gene Ontology annotation, biological process: cell-cell signaling. The record is from RefSeq and is a predicted model, not a curated record.